AUGUCGAUGAAAAACAGUGCAAAACCGAGCAAAAAGGCUGCGUAUAACAUAAAGCUUGGUUUGACUCCCGAUGUUGUUGAGGAGGAGGAACAUGUAGAACCCAGAUCUAGUGAAGUCAUCGUUCAGGAAAACGUGUUACUUGACAACUUUCUGACUUACCGCGAAAGGGACGUGAGGCUUCCGGUUCGCGUAUAUCUAUAUAAUGGAAAAAUCAUAAUCAACGAAAUACCUACAGUGAUCCGCGCAAGGGUAUCAGCAACAAUCAAGGGAGAACUUUAUAGCUGA
This is a messenger RNA of Acaulospora morrowiae, 285 nucleotides long. NCBI's taxonomy places the organism in Eukaryota, Fungi, Glomeromycota, Glomeromycetes, Diversisporales, Acaulosporaceae. The record is from the annotation of a GenBank genome assembly.